GCGACAUCGACGGUGAACGAAAGGCGAAGGCGCGGAAAAGCGCGUGAAAAUUCGAAUAAAAAGUUGAGGGAAAUGUGAGGCCCAAAUACGUGAGGCGCGACAUUUUCCGGACUAUAGUGUGUGUGUGUGUGUGCAUGUGCGUGUGUUUCUGUGACUCGAGGCUAGAGAGUAUUAAGCUAAUAGAAAGGUGUGUGAAAAACAGAAUUCAAAACAAACAUAUAUUGCCGUAGAUCAAAGCUCGAAAAGCCAAGUGCGAAUUGAUAGGACAAAGUCAAGACUGAUAAAGUGAAAGAAAAAAGAAUCGAAGGAGAAUUUGAAGCAGAGUGCAAAGGUUGUAGCUGCAGCACUAAAAAGAGACCACAAACCGAGUGGGUCAUCGCAAGAUGUUGACCCUGUGGACGGCACUUUUCUGCUGCCUGACGGGGCUGGCCGUGUGCUACCAGCGGCAAUCUGUAAGCAACAACAAUCACAAUAACGCCGAGGCGAAGCCCACCCAUGCGCCCCCCUCGCAUUAUCCUCAUGGCCACAAGUGGAACGAGCCGUACUUUGAUCUCACGAUGCCCAGGAACAUCACUUCGCUGGUGGGCAAAUCCGCAUAUCUGGGCUGUCGUGUCAAGCAUCUUGGCAAUAAGACGGUUGCCUGGAUACGACAUCGUGACCUGCACAUCCUCACCGUGGGCACCUACACCUACACGACGGAUCAGCGGUUCCAGACCUCCUACCAUCGGGACAUCGACGAGUGGACCCUGCAGAUCAAGUGGGCCCAGCAGAGGGACGCCGGCGUCUACGAGUGCCAAAUAUCCACGCAGCCCGUGCGCAGCUACUCCGUCAACCUGAACAUCGUGGACCUGAUAGACGCCGAGACCAGCGAUAUGAUGCAGCAGUAUUAUAACGAUGACGCCUUCUAUAUAGCCGAGAAUCGGGUGUACCAGUCCAGUAACGACGAGUUCGCCGGCAUGUUUGGACCCAUCCAGACAGUUGCGGUGCCCACGGCCACCAUUCUGGGAGGACCCGAUCUGUAUGUGGACAAGGGCAGCACCAUAAAUCUCACUUGCAUCAUCAAGUUCAGCCCGGAGCCACCGACCCAUAUCUUCUGGUAUCAUCAGGAUAAGGUGCUCAGCGAGGAAACUUCGGGCGGCCGGCUGAAAUUCAAGACCAUCAAAUCGGAGGAGACCAAAUCCAUUUUGCUCAUUUACGAUGCGGAUCUCCUGCACUCCGGCAAAUACUCGUGCUAUCCUUCGAACACGGAGAUAGCCAGCAUACGCGUCCACGUCCUUCAGGGCGAGCGACCCGAGGCGAUGCAAACGAACGCGGCACCGGCCGCCGUUGCCCUGGCCUGUUGGUCCUGUCACUUUGGCCAGGCCACGCAGGCGGUCAGGGUAAUUAGCACAAUGGUGGCGGCACUUGUAUUGUUGGAGGCCUGCUCCUCGCUGCUGCUGCAGGGUGGUGGCGCAGGUGGAGGAGGUGGAUGUCCUGGAGGAGGAUCGCCCGCAGGAGGAGUGCCCACUCGAGUCAGGGAGAUACGGGAGAAACCGCUCACAAGUUCCCUGCUUGACCCCAAGGUACCCUCGACGACGUCCGCGGAGCGUGUCAAUAAUGGCAGCCGGAAUGCACGGUGAUAAAUUAAUGUCGCCCAGUUGGAAUUCCACCGCCAAUGCAGCCCCCGAGUGCAGCUGAAAUGAUUUAUACUCGAAGUUACAGGAGCAUCGGGAGCAGAAGCAGGAGCAGCAGCAUCUGAGGUCCUUCCACUCCAGCUGCAUGUAAUACCUAUCUGAAAAACCAACUAAUUAUGCUAAUGAUGGAAGGAGCCACGACGCUGGUCCUGGAGCGGCUCCUCCUGCUCCUUGGCAAGUUGUAAGUAAGCGUGUUUCUAAUUAAGUGGGCUGGGGAUUAGUUAGUUAGGCGGAAAUCGGAGCCAUGUACAUAAACUUCUCACGUAAAUUGCCAGCACACUAGCGAAACUAGCUAAAUGGAAAGCAUUUCGAACGAAUCAUCAAAUUAGAGAACUAUAUUCAAGUGGUUUGCUUGUAGAGCCAUGGCUAGAAGUUUAAAUAAAUAAUACAGAAAAUGGAGAACAGGGGUGUUUUGGAGCUAGUAGAGAUUUAAAAACAGUCAUUAAAGUGUCUAUGACCUAAGGUACCGCAUAAUUUGUUCUGUAGCUAUAAGGCAAAAGAAACGUAAUUUGUAUAUAGUGUAGCACUUGACUACUGUUUUUGAAUAUCUUCGGAUUUCUGAAGGACCCCCAUUUGUAACUUAAGUAUAUACAUACGUAGCGAAAGUUUACUCAGAUCGUUGUAAAUACUAUUGGGAUUCGUUCUGGAUUUAUCUGUGUGUUGCCCUUGGGUUACCCUGUAUAGCCUAGAGUUUAAGCAAUGUACAUACUUAGAGAUACAAAGUAGCUAACUGAUUCGACACGAACUUCUUCGAAGGUUCCUAAACUAAUUUUUUAACAACUUUACAUGUCCCAUGGCCUCCCUCAAUAAUCUAUGGGAACUCGGAGAAUGCAUGAGAAAUUCCUGCCAAAAACCCGCUUCAGUUUAAAGUGCGACUUUCCGGGCUGGCAAUUUAUUUAGAAGAAUUUCGAAUUUCUCCAAGUCAUGUGGGCAGUUCCUGUUCCCAUUUACCGUUUACCAACUCCAAGCAAUUGCUGCGAGUUCAUUGCUCUCCGAGUCCGGGGAAAUUUAGAGCCACCCAGCUCGGCAUGUCCGGUUGCAUUUAUAUGGCCUCCCACCGGAAAAAAGGGGCAAAAGACGAGGACGAAGACACAACUGGCAAGUCACUUUUCACUCUUGUCAACAAAAUAUUUGCAUUUCCAUUUCGGUCCGAGGCCGUCGAAUGUGUUCACGUUGGGUUCGGGUUCGUCUUGAAGGACUUUGGCCGGGAAACCGGGCUCGUCUUCCUGUGUCACAUUUAAAAAUGUAUGGGUUCCACGGCCGGUAAAUGGGGCCGAGUUUAACUGAUCAAAAUUGUAAAUAAACCUGCAUAUAUACCAUAUGAAUAAACUAUAAAUUGUACUCAAGUAUUCGUGUGGUAGUCAUACAUUACAUAUACGAAAACACAAACAUAAGAAUGCACAGUGCUCGCAAAUCGGACAUGAAUAUAUAUAUAGAUAUGGAUUUAUAUACGUAUAUGGAUGUAUCGAUAUUAAAAAUGUAAACCCAACGCAUGCAAAAUUAGUCGCGACAUGUAAAUGAAUGUUUAAUGGGUAAAUUAAUGUUGCCAUAAAAGGGACAGGAAAAAACCAUGAAUAUAAUUGCAAUUAAGCAAAUAAAAUGAAAUAUAUGUUAUAAGCAUAAUAAGGGGAAAAAUAGCGAGUAUUAUAACAGAAGCCGAAAAGCAGAAAGCGGAAACAAAAACAAACUCUGUUGACUUUUGUUGCAAACAAAAUGGCAACGCAUUAUAAAGAUUAUGAAAUUGUUUUUAAUUUUUAAGCGAGUAGCCACGUAAACAUGAAAAUCGGAAUGAAAAAUUUCAAUAAAGUUUUUUUAGUUAUUACCA
This is a messenger RNA of Drosophila mauritiana, 3498 nucleotides long. It is a transcript of the gene dpr10, whose product is annotated as zwei Ig domain protein zig-8. Bases 384 to 1619 code for a protein of 411 amino acids. Gene Ontology annotation, cellular component: neuron projection membrane. Gene Ontology annotation, biological process: synapse organization. The record is from RefSeq and is a predicted model, not a curated record. Lineage: Eukaryota; Metazoa; Arthropoda; Insecta; Diptera; Drosophilidae. The transcript is spliced from 8 exons.